UUAUACUGAUAAUUACAUCCUCCAGAUGAUCGGUCGUGCCGGACGCGCAGAGUUCAGUGAGGAUGGUGUUGCGGUCAUACUAACGACCGAUGCAAAUCUAUCACGCUAUCAAAAGAUUGUUACCGAAACGAUUCCGAUCGAAUCGCAGCUUCACCAGAAACUUCCCGAAUUGCUCAAUUCCGAGAUUGCGCACGGAAUCAUCUACGACCAGCCAGCCGUAAUGGAGUGGAUAAAGUCCACGUUUUUCUACGUCCGCGUACGGAUAAACCCAGCACACUAUCAACUGUCCGGCGGGCGACUUAUCGAAGAGGAAGUAGAAAAACUAUGCAGCGACACGAUUGAGUCACUCGAGGCGAAUGAAUUGAUUGCAAAGCAACGCUCCAAUACGAUUGUAUCAUCUGCUUGCGGUCGGCUGAUGGCACGCAAUCAACUAUCCUUUCAAACGAUGAAACUGCUUCAGCAGGACAUGAAGGGUAAGGAAUUGCUGGACGAAAUGCUUGUCCUUAUAACACGGGCUAACGAAUUCAGUGAGUACAAGUGCCGACAGGGUGAGAAAAAGAUUCUAAACACUCUGAACGGACCUACCAUUUCUGCCUCGUACUGUGAUGGUGGAGACGAUCUAACGGGAGGAAUCCGGUUCCGCUGGCCCAGACGCAUCAGUACGACCGGGGCCAAGGUAUACUGCUUGGUGCAGGCUGUAUUUGGGAAUCUCACCAUAAACGAUCACGGUUUACACCAGGAAGCGGCUAAAAUCGUGACACUAGGUGCAAGAAUUGCUCGAUUUAUUGUUGGACUACUAACUGCAAACCGAGACCAGUUCGAAUCUGGCAACUUCCGGGCGCUGGUCAGCGUUACAACGUUGCUCCAGUGCUUUCAAACGAAACUUUGGGAGAACAGCCCUUUUCUGACGAAGCAACUCGGACAAAUUGGUCCAAGGCUCGCGCGUCACCUAGCGGAUCGUGGAAAGGUAACAUUCCAAGCCUUACGCAACUCAGAUCCACGGGAAAUUGAGUGCAUCCUGAAAAAGCAACCGCCGUUUGGUAACGAUAUUGUAAACUUUGUUAGCGGUUUACCAGAAUUUACAAUUCAAUUGAAGAAGACCGAUGUUGACCCACCGUCCUUUACAUGUACAGUCGAGCAGAAAAAUGUAGACUAUGAUCCGGAGAUAUCGGUAAGCUUCAGUGUGCUAGUGGGAGAUUCGGCCAACAGAGUAUUAUUGCAUCUGGACAGCUGUACGUUGGAGAACAUUCCUGUGAUGGGUUGUACAUGGCCUUUGGCGGUGAAAGACACUACGGUUGAAUCACUUUCGGCCUACCUUAUCUGCCAGAACUGGACCGGAUUAGACUGUUCGCACACACUAUGGCUCGUUGAGCAACCGGUCAUCGUCAAACAUCGUCAAACCGCUAUAACAAACUUCUUUCCAAACACUUCAGUAAAUGAAUCUUCAUUUUCUGUCGACAAACUUGCUUUGCCGUCUGCACUGGAGUUAUCCCGAAUGCGCUUAAAUGUAUCAAAAGCCAAUGAUUCAUCGUUCUCGAUGGGUAACCAUUCCGUAUUAGAUGAGUCCCGGUACACAUCGAACGAUUCCAAUCAAAAGAAUUCUAGUACCUGUUAUAUGGCAACUUUUAACACUAAAAUUGCUGACAAAAGUACAGGAGUAGCUGAAAAGGAAUCCGGGUUACCUAAAAUGGUUGAAGGCUUAAACAACGCGACGUUGGAUUAUAAACAAAUUAAUUGGCCAAAACCACUUCGAUCCAUUUUAAAACCUGCCUCAUCUGUACUUCCCGACAAACUCCAUACCUUUGCACCGUUAAAUAUUUCCGUUGGUUCAACAAUCGGAAACAAUCAAACUCACUUGAAACAGCAAGACAAAAAAUCAACUGUAAAACUAUUAUUCCGAAAUGAUGAGCUGCAGUACAUCUUUCAGCCGGAACGAUGCACGCUAAAUUUCAAACUCUGUAGUCCGGUAGACGAUAUUGUCGAUUGCUUCAGAAGGUAUAACUUAUUUAUGGCCGAUCGCAAAACACUACCCAAUCUGCCACCGGCGACACAAGAAGUAGCGGAGUUUGAUAAAGUUGUACGAAAAAAGAAAAACUUUGAUCUAGGAUCUGCCUGCGACGUUUUUUGCUCCGAUGACGAGUGACUUCGAAAGAAUAAUGAAAAUUAUUUGACUAUUUAACCUGUCAAACACAAACAUUCACAAAACAUACACCUAAGUUAAGUAACUCAAGC
Anopheles funestus (African malaria mosquito) is the source of this 2232-nucleotide messenger RNA. RefSeq names its product probable ATP-dependent DNA helicase HFM1. Lineage: Eukaryota; Metazoa; Arthropoda; Insecta; Diptera; Culicidae. The transcript has a single exon. Bases 26 to 2143 code for a protein of 705 amino acids. The record is from RefSeq and is a predicted model, not a curated record.